Molecule: messenger RNA, 1238 nt
Organism: Cryptomeria japonica (Japanese cedar)
Lineage: Eukaryota; Viridiplantae; Streptophyta; Pinopsida; Cupressales; Cupressaceae
Product: arabinogalactan protein 1
Exons: 3
Coding region: 337-1071 (244 amino acids)
Cellular component (GO): plasma membrane
Source: RefSeq, a predicted model, not a curated record
UAAAUCCAGACCUUUGCCUGUUUCGGUAUCGAGGAAUCCAUGAAUCCUAUUUCACUUGCUCUUAGGUUGUACUAACGUCAUAUCUGCACAUGUUGUGUUGGAUUGAUUGUUCCCAGAAUAUAUUAUAGCCCGAAUUUGCAUGUGUGCGGGAUCCUCUGGAAUUGUGUAAUCAGGAGCGGGACCCAUGGUGUUACAAGCCCUUUCUUUAACGGCUAGCUUCUUGCAUUGAAAUACCCCUCUUUAGACCCUGUCUUUGCAGUGCUCGGACAGGACAAGCUCCAAGAGUUGUAGGAUCAGAGGACUGUCUGUUACUGCUGUACAAGAGGGAGACAAAAAAUGGGGCCCAAACAGAGAAGCAACAUGAUUUAUUUCUUAUGUUUACUAUUAUGGGUAGGCAUUGCGCACUGUGCUACCAACACAUCUGCUCCCACCACGGCUCCCACCACCGCCCCUGCGGCGCCAUCACCGUCCAAAUUAGCACCAGUGGCAGCGGCGCCCGCCGCCUCUGUUCCAGUAACAGCGCCCGUCUCCACCCCAUCCAAAGCUGCUCCUGCAAAGGCCCCUGCUUUGGCACCAGUGGCAUCGCCGACAAAAGCUCCUCCAUUGACAGCCCCUGCAACUUCUCCGCCUGCAGAAUCCCCUGCAACGCCUUCACCGGAAUCUGCACCAGUCGCAUCUCCAGUGGAAUCUCCCCCACCGACUUCAGUUCCUCCAGAGGCCUCUCCACCCACAGAAGUUCCUCCAGUCUCUUCACCGCCCAAGAAGGCCCCUGCGCCAUCACCGCACAAGAAGGCGCCUGCGCCAUCACCGCACAAGAAGGCCCCUGCACCUCCUCCCAAAAAGGGCAAAACACCAAAGGGGAAAAAGAAAUCGCCUGCACCUGCCCCGAGUCCCGUUGCACUGGGUCCCCCUGCCCCUCCAUUGGCUCCACAGCCUUCUUCCUCAAGCGAUUCAUUUGCGCCUGCAACCGCACCUUCAACUGAUUCAUCGAAGGGAGAAAUGAAGACCUUCGGAGCAGGGGCCAUUCUGGCAAAUCUCGUGCUUGGAUUUUACCUUAUUUUCCUCGUGUAGAUGCAGCUUUGUUAAGCGCUGAUUAUUUGAAGUUUUAUUUUAGAUGUAGCUGUAUGGAAUUCCAUUGAAUUCUUUUGUUCGCACGUUGAUUCUCUCAUAAUUAUUGUUAUUCGUUUUAUUGGAUUACUCCCGUCCUUUCAAUAAAAAAGGGAACAUUUUUUUCUUCU